This is a messenger RNA of Molossus molossus (Pallas's mastiff bat), 2188 nucleotides long. RefSeq names its product zinc finger protein 621 (gene ZNF621). The transcript has 6 exons. Gene Ontology annotation, molecular function: RNA polymerase II cis-regulatory region sequence-specific DNA binding; DNA-binding transcription factor activity. The record is from RefSeq and is a predicted model, not a curated record. Bases 227 to 1552 code for a protein of 441 amino acids. Gene Ontology annotation, biological process: regulation of transcription by RNA polymerase II. Lineage: Eukaryota; Metazoa; Chordata; Mammalia; Chiroptera; Molossidae.
UCCGCAUGGGGUUUGCUCCCAGCUUUUCGGGGCUCGGAGAGGAAGAGUGUGGGUUCCAGCGAGUUCUACGAGCCAGCUUCAGGUUCUCGCGUAUCCAAAGCCAGGAGCCAGUGCCGGAGCCCGGGGACGUCAGCCAUGCCCCAGACUACUUGGCCCCAGGUUUUUGUGCGGACAUAAGUUUACAACUCAUUUGGGAAGAUACCAAGGAGCAUGAUUGCUGGAUCAGAUGGAGCCGGUGACCUUUGAGGAUGUGGCCGUAUACUUCACCCAGAAUCAGUGGGCCAGCCUGGCCCCUGUGCAGAGGGCCCUGUACAGGGAGGUGAUGCUGGAGAACUACGCCAACGUGGCUGCCUUGGUAGCAUUUCCAUUCCCCAAACCUGUUCUGAUCGCCCGGCUGGAGCGAGGGGAGGCACCUUGGGGCCCUGAUCCCUGGGAAGCAGAGGCUUUGCGAGGCAUCUGCCCAGGUGGGGAGUCCUGGGUCGAGGACGAAGAGUGGCCUGUGCAGCACGAAGCCUCGCGAGACGCAGAGCGGCCCGGCGCGCCAGGAGGCGGACUCCUCCGAGACGUUUCUCCGCACCUCGACUUGAAAAGCAAGGCCAAGGCCACGUGGCCGACUUUCAGUCUGAAUCCGAACCUGAUACUUCGAGGGGGAAUGAAAUUCUAUGAGUGCAAAGAAUGUGGGAAAAUCUUCAGGUACAACUCCAAGCUCCUUCGGCAUCAGAUGAGUCACACUGGGGAGAAGCCCUUCAAGUGUAAGGAAUGCGGCAAAGCCUUCAAGUCCAGCUAUGACUGCAUCGUGCACGAGAAGAAUCACGUGGGAGAAGGGCCUUACGAGUGUAAGGAGUGCGGCAAAGGGCUGAGCUCCAACACGGCCUUGACGCAGCACCAGCGGAUCCACACCGGCGAGAAGCCGUACGCGUGCGGGGAGUGCGGCCAGGCCUUCCGCCGGAGCGCCGCCUUCCUGCAGCACCAGCGCUUCCACACCGGGGAGAAGCUCUACAAGUGCGGGGCGUGCUGGAAAGCCUUCGGCUGCAGGUCACUUUUCCUCGUCCACCAGAGGGUUCACACUGGGGAGAAGCCCUACCAGUGUGCGGAGUGCGGCAAGGCCUUCACGCAGAAGAUAGCCUCGGUCCAGCACCGGAGAGUGCACACCGGGGAGAGGCCGUACGCGUGUUCGGUGUGCGGGAAGGCCUUCAAGUGGUACGGCAGUUUCGUCCAGCACCAGAAAGUACACCCUGUGCAGAAGAAGCCCACCCCGAUGAGUCCCCAGUGCCCCUCUUCAGCCUUGUCGCCAGGUCCUCUCCAGACCCCGAGCCCGGCGCCAGCUGUGGCCACGCCUUCGCUGGCCUUUCCGCACGCUCUGCUCCUUCCUACCUCUGGGCCUUUGUUUAUGCUGCUGCCCACACCGGGAGCGCCUGCGCCGCCUGUGCAGAUAGUACGAGUCUUCCAGGGCCUCGCCCCUGUCGUCAAGCCUUCCCCAGUUAAUGUCACCCCUCGCGAGCUUUAUCUCGCCACUCCCGUGGCGCUCACACCCAGCAAAUCUCCGGUCUGACUGGCGUUGCAGGUGUAUUGUUUUCCUUAUCUUACAUGUGUUUCCGCGUACACUGCAAUCUAUGCAUUUAAAGACUGUUUAUGUAACAUGUUCUCUUUCCUUCUGGAAAUGGACAUACUUGACCUUUGCAUCAGCCCAUUUCAGGCCUGGACAGUAGUGGCUGUGUCUGCAUAGUGAGGGCGCUGGUCUUAGAAGUGCUGGUCGGCACUGGGUGUUAGGGAAGGUUGGGAGAGAGCACAUCCCUGCGUUAGGCCACCAGGGAGAAGCGUCCUGAGAGAGACAGGAGGGCUCUUCACUCCUGCGGGAGCAGAGCAUUAGAAUGCACUUGCGACAGCAGACUGGAAGUUGAUGCGGAUUGUUUAGUGGACUGAGAUGAUGUAUUAAUGCAAUUGCAGUUCCAGUGCACUGGGCUCGGGUCAUUGAGGAGCUGAUGCGUCUCUGCAAAGGCUCGUGAAAUAACCAGUGAAAAAUAGUAUGUAUGCAGCAAUAGCAAUUGUCUUAUGAGGGAUGGCACUCAUGUCUUUAUCAUGCAGUGUUUUUCUUUAAUUUUGGUCUUGAUGUUCAGAUGUAUUUUUAACUGUUUUUUUUUAAAGUAAAUUAUACACCAAGGAUUCAUCUGUGUUCUAUCAUUGUAUA